GUGGCGCAUGAAAACUGAAACAAGAAUUUCAGUGAAGAAUACCAGAAUAGUUCGAAUUUUCAAUGUUGAACUAAGAAUCAAACAACGCUAUAGACAAUCCUGAGUCGUCAUCAAUUCAAAUAAUCUGUGUUCUUGUCUAGCAUUUCUACAAUUUAGAUCACGUUGACCGGAAUGCUCGAUUGUGCAAUUUGUUUGUGGCUGAAUUGUUAUGAGAGAAUCGCAGUUCGCACCUUACCUCCGUUGCCUCCGUGACCUCGUCUCGGAAAUGUCAAUCGUCAUUAUCCGUGGUGUUCGUCAAAGGCCUCUGAAAUUCUGCUGUUGAUAUCUUUGGUUUUUGUAAAAGCAAGAAAGGAUCGUUAAAAGUCAGGGAUCACUUUUGAAGAAGACAUGGCUUCACCAUCUGUGUUGGUGGACUCCAGCCCCCAAGUUCUCACUGGCACUGUUCAAGAUGUCAACAUCCCUCAUCAAAGGCCAGCAGCAACCGGAGAUGAUGAACGCACAGCCAGUCAGCCGGCGGCCUCACCUUACCGUUCUCCGGAGCAGCCAGCUGCAACACCAAACCAGGAGGCCUGUGUGCCACAGCGAGAAGCUCCUAGCACAUCGCCACCGGCCUCUCCUGGCUCAGGGAUCCCCGCCGCCCAAUCAGAUUCUGCCCAGAAGCCACUGCACCGUCCCUUGAAGCGGGGCCGCGGCCGUCGGGGCCGCUCUCGUGCCAGCCGCACCGGCCGCGGGGCGGUGGACCGCGACACACUGCUAGCUGAGGGACAUCCGCUGGCGCCCCCCAACGACACCGACUUCCUGAUGGACGACCACGACGACCAGGCUGAUUCGGACCUGCUGUUCGACCGGUACGGCCAGCCGACGCCGCGAGAGUCUCCGGCCGGGCCGCACGUGGGCUGGGCGGCGGCGCCGGCCGGCCUGUCCGGCUGGCCGCUGCUCGAGCCCAGCAUGGCGCGCCUGAUUGCCGAGCACAUCCAGAUGGAGAGCCACAUUGAGGCGCUGGAGGCGCGCAUUGCGCAGGUGCGCCAGCGGCGCGACUCGGGCUCCGACGGCUCCGACGAGGAGAUGCAACAGGGCGAGGUGCACAUGGCACCCGAGACGGCCACCAAGAUCCGGGUGCUGGAGGCCGAAAUCCGCCGCCUGGAGGAGGAGAACGCCGCGCUGCGCCAGUUCAACGAGCGCAUCAUCGACGAGCGGGGCCUGGACGCCGGCGCCGGCUCGGUGGAGUCGUACACCAGUGACAGCGAGAGCGACUCGAGCAGCUCGAGCUCGGCCAGCAGCGCGUCCAGCUCAUCGGACUCGUCCUCGAGCGGCUCCGAGUCGCCGCCGCCGUCGACGCCGGCCAGCCCGCGGAUGCCUGCCAGUGUGUGAUGGCCGCGGCGCCGGCCGGACGACGGGAGAGCACUGGCCCGAACCGGUCGGUGAACUAUGUGCGCGGUACGUGUGAGUCUGCGUCCGUGGCUCUGGUCUUCUUGUGAUGUGGAGGCUUUUGGAGCAUGACUGUUGGUGUCGAAGUUGAUUUUGAAGCGGUCUUGAGUCGAAUGUUCUCAUAUGUCAUCUACUGAUUGUUGAUGAAGUGCGGAAGUGGUGAGAGCGCGAAUGUGAUCAGCCUUUUAUCGAAAAGAAGAGGCUGAUUCUUGUUUGGAUGGCCCAUUUCAUUCCAGUAUCGGUCUUGACUUAUUUGUAGUGUGUCUGCAUCAUAUGGUUCCAACAUCAUGCAUUCAUGGACCGUGAAACCCGUGAGUGUAUUUCAACCGAUUGCGAUUUGCCAAUCAUUCAGUUCUACUGAGUUCUGGAAAUUUAACACCAUUUCGAUAAAAAAUGUACGAAUGCAUAGUACAAAGUCCCUGUAACGUGGUUGCGUGAAUGGGUCGAUAUCGGGCAUUUUCAUCGCCAAUGCCUGCUUUGUUAACAAACUCACGCUGUACACAUGUUGGCAAAUGAAAUGGGUCUCAGCAUUGCAUCUCGGAUGUUAAUAAAGGGUAACCGAUCGUUGAAAA
Molecule: messenger RNA, 2000 nt
Organism: Amphibalanus amphitrite
Lineage: Eukaryota; Metazoa; Arthropoda; Thecostraca; Balanomorpha; Balanidae
Product: protein HEXIM2-like
Exons: 2
Coding region: 388-1371 (327 amino acids)
Biological process (GO): negative regulation of cyclin-dependent protein serine/threonine kinase activity; negative regulation of transcription by RNA polymerase II
Cellular component (GO): nucleoplasm; nucleus; cytoplasm
Molecular function (GO): cyclin-dependent protein serine/threonine kinase inhibitor activity; 7SK snRNA binding
Source: RefSeq, a predicted model, not a curated record